Molecule: messenger RNA, 603 nt
Organism: Anthostomella pinea
Lineage: Eukaryota; Fungi; Ascomycota; Sordariomycetes; Xylariales; Xylariaceae
Source: the annotation of a GenBank genome assembly
AUGGCACCUAUCGUAUCGACGUCGGCCCUGAGCGGCCUCAUCACCCCCCUCCUGCCACGGGCGGAACCAACAGCAUCAACAACACCCACGCGGACCAUCCCGCAAGCACUAUCCCGGAUCAUAUCCGCCCGCCAAGCCGCCACCACGACCGUCGUAUCAAACGACGGCAACGGCGGCGAUGGCGCGAGCACGCUCACGGGCGGCGCCAUCGCCGGCAUCGUCAUCGGGUCCAUCGCCGGCUUCCUGCUGCUCCUCUGGCUGAUCCGGUCGUGCCUCAACCUGAAGCAGCCCGGGAUCUGGGGCUCGACGUUCGGCGCCGACCGGGACGAGAAGGUGCCGCCGCCGCGGAAUCAGGCCUACUAUGCGCAGAGCACCCACGGCAACCGCCACCGCAGUCGCAGCCAUGGUGGACAUGGGCAUCGCUCGCGCUCGCGCCAUAGCCCCAGACGCACUACUGAGGUCGUGAGCGUCACGCGGCCGGUUUACGUCGAGCAGCGGGGACGCAGCCCCCGCGCGCCGCAGAAUGUUUAUGUUGCAAGGGGGUCCAUGGAUGGGAGGGAUUUGCGCCGGGCUAGCGAUAGUCGGCGGUACCGGAAUUAUUGA